UCUUGUCUCCGCCCCCUCCCGACAAGGCGCAGCAUCCAUCCUCAUGGGCUCGCACGCUGCGUGAUCCACAUCACAAACCGAGAAGCGGCGGUGGCUUUAGCCGAGCCGAUGGAGUAGUUGUAGUAGUACGCGUAGUAGUGGGGGGGUGCAGCUUUCCUUUUCGCACCGCUUCUCCCGACUCCUCUUUAAUGGAGUCGCCGCUUCCCUGGAAUAUCGCUUCACCUCAACGCAACGAGUGAGCUGAAUCCUGAGAGCACGUCUCCCGGCAGGAGACAAGAUGGCUUCCAACAACACCCUGCGCAGCUACUCCAUCAUCCCAUGUUUCAUCUUCGUAGAGCUCGUCAUCAUGUCCGGCACAGUGCUGCUGGCCUACUACAUGGAGUGCACGGACCUGUUCAGCGUACACGUGCAGGGCUUCUUCUGCAACGACGCCGAGCUGAUGAAGCCGUACCCCGGCACUGACGAGUCCAGCUUCGUCCCACCCCUCAUCCUGUACUGUGUGGUGGCCGCCGCUCCCACAGCUAUAAUUUUCAUCGGAGAGGUGUCCAUGUACGUGAUGAAAUCAACGAGGGAAGCUCUCCUGGCCCAGGAGAAAACCAUAGUGACAGGAGACUGUUGUUACCUCAACCCCCUUAUCCGCCGCAUCAUUCGCUUCAUAGGUGUGUUCGCGUUCGGCCUGUUUGCCACAGACAUCUUCGUCAACGCGGGCCAGGUGGUCACCGGAGGCCUCUCACCCUACUUCCUGUCUGUGUGCAAGCCCAACUACACCGGCACGGAGUGUCGCUUCAAUCACCAGUUCAUCGUCAACGGCAACAUCUGCACCGGGAACCCCGUCGCUGUGGAGAACGCCCGGAGGUCGUUCCCGUCCAAGGACGCUUCGCUGAGCGUUUAUUCUGCCGUUUACCUGACGAUGUACAUCACCAGCACCAUCAAGACCAAGUCCAGCCGCCUGGCCAAGCCCGUGCUCUGUCUGGGCACGCUCUGUUCGGCCUUCCUCACCGGCCUCAACCGAGUCUCGGAGUAUCGAAACCACUGCUCAGAUGUAGUGGCUGGAUUUAUACUGGGCUCAGCCAUCGCGUUGUUUCUGGGUAUAUGUGUUGUGAACAACUUUAAAGGUGUCCACAGCGCGGCGGCUAAACAGAAACCCGAGGAGUACCGCGGGCUGCCUCUGAUGACCUUCCCCCGCGUAGAGAGCCCACUGGAGACCCUCAGCGCACAGAACCACUCGGCGUCGAUGACGGAGGUCACAUGACUAAGGGGGCAGCACCGGGUCACGUUUGCGUCUCCACAGCACUUCCAGACACAAUGACGAGGACGCAUGCCACGUGGCUCCGAAUGCUUUCAGAAUAAAAAAUAAAUAAAUAAACACUCCUGAUAUAUCUGUUUAAACCACCUUGGGGACAAAAUACACCAUGUUUGUAAUGGUUUUCCAUGCAGUUGGGCUAGGCUCAGUUCAACCUGCCAGCACUGCACCAGAGGCAAAGAUAUCACAAACCCAACUUAAGCACAGAUUGUUUUUUUGUUUUCUUUUGUUUGUUUUUUUUUGCCCAGGUAUUUGAAAUCAUUUAAACAUGGGACAUUUUUUUCCCUCCAAGGUGCGCUGUUUGUAGUUAGAGGACGGUGUUUUGUACAUUUUUGUAUGAGCGAGUGCUGUAGCCUAUCCUGACGAUGUUAAACCCUGCACACUUCCUGUCUGGCCAGCUCACUCUGUUUUACAUCACAUCCCGUCAGGUGAGACGCCUUGUCCGUCGGUCACCGCAUCCGUCUGAAAAAAAAAAAGUAUGGAAAAAAAGUAUCGAUGUUGUUGUUCUGUGGUGUUCGUCAUUUGUACAGACAAAAAAGACAGAAACCUUCUUUUUAUUAUCUCUUUCUGUACAUUAACUGACCACGUCGGGUCAUAUUUUUUAAGGAUUUUUGUUAAUCUGUAUGAAUAUUAUGAUCCAUUUGGACCUGUUUGCCUGCUGUAAACCUGGAUAUGUUUUGGUAUCAGUUUAGGUGUUUUGGGGAACAACUCCUCCCCCCUCCCCCCCUUUGGAGGAAAUGGCAAGGAAGAGUCAAUCCUCCCAGUCAGAAAACGGGGUUUGGCACCCGCACUGGUGCUGUGUUAUCAGCUACAAUACAUUAAAAUGUGAUUGGUUGAAGUGCUCUCUAGGAGUGCCAAUUUCUCGAUUCACUGUGAUGUUAAUCUCCACAGAGAGGUUCAGUGGGGCUAGCCGGUGUCAGAUCUACCUGAAGAUUUCUCUGGGAUUGCUUUAACACCUACGUUUAAUUCCAAUGGAAGACAUCCCUGUUAAAUCGAUGAAAACAGAGACAAAUAAGCUCUUUGGAGAGCACACUGUUUGUCUGACUUGAGGCCUGGCUAGCCCUUUUCGAUAAAAUCCAAACCGAUGACUCCUGCUUCACUUUUCCUCCUCGAGGCACCCCUCCCUCCCUCCCCCCGAAUCACCAGUGGAUUGUGAUGCAAUGUUGUGACUCCAUUUCCUAUUGGAAGCUACUGUAUGCCCAGCAUGAAGAGAGAAGAUGUUUUAUAGAUAUUACUCAUUAUUAUUAUCAUUGUGAUUAUAACUGUCUUUUACUUUAAGUGCAAAAAAAAAAAAAGCAUUUCAUUUCAAAUGCGACAUAUAUAUAUUUUUUUCUUGGUUUGUCCACAGAUUAAAUAGUAAGUAGCAAAAACA
This is a messenger RNA of Mugil cephalus (flathead mullet), 2675 nucleotides long. RefSeq names its product phospholipid phosphatase related 1 (gene plppr1). Gene Ontology annotation, biological process: phospholipid dephosphorylation; signal transduction; phospholipid metabolic process. The transcript is spliced from 8 exons. NCBI's taxonomy places the organism in Eukaryota, Metazoa, Chordata, Actinopteri, Mugiliformes, Mugilidae. The coding region runs from base 278 to 1252 and encodes 324 amino acids. The record is from RefSeq and is a predicted model, not a curated record. Gene Ontology annotation, molecular function: phosphatidate phosphatase activity.